AUGGUCGCGUCAAAGCCUUCUGCAUCUCCACCCACCUCGUCAAACACCAGAGCCGGAAUGGCGACCCUCGAACCGCGCAUAAAGCAAGUGUCACAACACACGAUCCGCAAGAAAUGGAGACCACUGCCGGCUUCAUCACAGGAGAAAGUCCGACAAAUCUUCCUGAAUCUCAGAACGAAACGAUCUGGUGCUGGGGGAAACGGCAGGAUCCCACCGGUUGGCAGGUUGCGUAGUACCAAUGCGAAGGGACAAAGAAAGAACGCGACUGCGGCCAGCAUUCGAGAGGAAGAGUAUGAGAAAGCUGUGGAGGAGGUAGCUGACAAACUCCUCGCCCGCCUACCUCGAAUGCCAUUCCCGCAAACAAACACCUCCACAGCCGACGACUCUCCGUUUGACCUUUCCGCCACUCUGGCUCGCAUUGCGACUUUGCAGUCCCAGCUCACGACAAACCUGCAAUCGACGCACCUCCUCCGCCGCCAAAUCAACCGGGAGAAAGUCGCGCUGAAGAGGGACCGUGCACAGUUGAAAACGUUGGAGGAAGGAUUCAAAGGAAGCGAGGCGCUGAGGAGGAAGAAGGAGAGGGGCCUACAUCCGAUGGCGAGGGACUUGCUGCACAAGGAAGAAGAAACAGAAGACGACGAAGAGAAUGAAGACGGCGGCGUCGAGGCUGGGCGCAGGAGAGAGGAGAUUGAGCGCAUCAACAACGUUGCCGGAAUCAUACGCCCUGGUAACAAGAGAUUUUCCGGCGCCUUAGAGUCUAAGACUUCCUCAAUGUCGCCGCCCACUUUGACUCUCGACUCGGAAAACGACCCAGAACUGAAUUCGCUGCUCAAUCAACUGCGGAACCACCUCCUCAGAAUGCAGAAGAAUACGGCGCCCAUGCAGCCCGUAUUAGCAGCCAUGGACGAGGCGAAGGCAACAUUGGAUAAGUUUGUCGCAAGACAUGGGAUUCCGAACAGCCUCGGAAACACAUGA
Molecule: messenger RNA, 975 nt
Organism: Fonsecaea multimorphosa CBS 102226
Lineage: Eukaryota; Fungi; Ascomycota; Eurotiomycetes; Chaetothyriales; Herpotrichiellaceae
Exons: 2
Coding region: 1-975 (324 amino acids)
Source: RefSeq, a predicted model, not a curated record